AUGUCGGAUAUUGCUGCCAAACAAAGAGCUACAACACGUAGCAGUGCACAUGAAGACAACCCAGCAAGGGAUAACAAAUUAUCAACACCGUUGUCCUCGUCCUUCUUCUCAUCCUCGUCAUCAUCAUCAUCAUUUUCAUCCUCAACCCAUGCGUCAAGAAUAUGUAUAACAUUUAAGUAUGGAAUAUCGACAAUAGAUCAAUAUGUCUCUGGAACCACAGAUGAUGAAAACUCCCACAUACAUGCCAUACUCACCAAUGAUAAUCUAAUCGAUGGCACCAUUGAAACACCCACUGAACAAUAUUACAUUGAACCAUCACACCGCUACUCACCGGAUCUCCAGGAUGCGGGAGUACACACGAUUAUCUAUAAGUUAAGCGAUGUAGAUCAACCAUCGAAAUCCUCUAAGGCCGAACACUGUGCCAGCGAGAGGCUCAAACGCAGCAUGCUAAUGGAUGACCUGAAGCGAAGAAAGUCACACAGCAACAAAAGUGUGCGAGAGGAGUUGAGGGGAGACAUCAAUGGUGGCGUUGGUGAUGGUUUUCAAACAAAAGAACGUGUCAAAAGAUGGCUGCCGGAAGAGCUGGCUUCAUCUGGCGAUGGCCAUAAAAAUGACCCACCGUUGCCUUUGGAUUUAGAUGUUCCCUAUAAUGAUGACUACAGUAUUUACCAUAAUGCGGAUACAAAUUCUGAAUCCAGUUCAAGCGCUACAUUAGCGAAUUCCAAUAAAAAAAAAGAAGAAGAAGAACAAAAGCGUAAAACGCAACAAGCAUCUGUGAUAACGUGGCGUAAUGCUGGUCAGCAGCAGACAAAGCAGGGUGGAGGAGCAGCAUCAGACACAACUGCCAAUACUCCACCACCACCAUUUACUCCCUCGUCCUCGUCCUCCUCCGCAUCAUCAUCAUCGACGAAAUACAAUCGCAACCGUAACAUAAUUGUUAGUAAUUAUAAUCCUAACAACAACAACAAUAAUAAUAACAAUGGAGACAGUUCAUACAACAACAACAAUGUGAGGAAAACCUACACCAAACACAAAAACAUCAUUGUCAGCACCUACAACAAUCGCUCAUCGUAUGAUGACUUCAAUGACAGCAACGGAGGCGGCGGUGGUGGUUUCUUCAACAACAACUGGACCACCAUCUUCAUGGGCAAUGAUCGACCGAUCCACAAGACCCAUGUGGAAAUAAUCACCAAAAAUGGUGCCACCAAAAAACCCAAUAUCAUUGUCAAUAAUUACAAUCCGGAAAUAAUGAUGGCGCCCAAUCCACACAAUCCCAAUUUCAAUAGCAUGCUGAUGACCAGCUUGCUAAGCAAUCGUGGCGGGGAUUAUGGCGAUAGCCCGAACAGUGUGAAAUCGUUGUAUGAUCGUAAGAUAACGUGCAUGUUGUAUCUACAGGCGGAUCAUACAUUUUUUCAGAAAAUGGGUUCGGAUGAGGCGAGCAUUGAGGCCAUAACGCGCCAUGUCCAGAGGGCCAAUUCGAUAUACAAGAAUACAGACUUUAACAAUGAUGGCAAGCCCGAUAACAUCACUUUCAUGAUAAAACGCAUUAAAGUCCACAACAUGAACGCCAUCAAGGAUCCCUCAUAUCGAUUUCCCGGAAAUUAUGGUGUUGAGAAAUUCUUGGAAUUGUUUUCAGAGGAGGAUUACGAUGCUUUCUGUUUGGCUUAUAUGUUCACCUAUCGGGAUUUCGAAAUGGGCACACUGGGUCUGGCCUGGACGGGUGAUUUGAAGAAUGCCGGCGGUGUGUGUGAAAAGAAUGGGCACUAUCGUGGCUCCCUGAAAUCCCUCAAUACGGGUAUUGUUACUCUGCUAAAUUAUGGCAAACAUGUACCACCGGCCGUAUCACAUGUAACACUGGCCCAUGAAAUUGGCCAUAAUUUUGGAUCACCGCACGAUCCCGAACAGUGUACCCCGGGCGGCGAAGAUGGCAAUUUCAUAAUGUUUGCUCGUGCCACAUCGGGAGACAAGAAGAAUAACAACAAAUUCUCUCCCUGCUCACUGAAGUCCAUUGAACCGGUUCUGAAUGCCAAGGCUCGUAGCACAAAGGGUUGCUUUACCGAACCGCAAUCGUCGAUUUGUGGCAAUGGCGUUGUAGAACCUGGUGAACAAUGCGAUUGCGGUUGGGAAGAGGAUUGUAAAGAUUCUUGUUGCUUUCCCAUGUCACGCCAUCCGCGCAACGAUGAGAAGCCCUGCACGCUGACGCCGAAGGCGAUGUGCAGUCCCUCGCAAGGUCCCUGCUGUACGGGCGAUUGUAAACUUAAGUAUGGUGAUAAGUGCAGAGACGACAACGGCUGUCGGGAUCCCAGUUUCUGUGAUGGUCACAUGCCUCAGUGUCCGCCAUCGGUCAAUAAGCCGAACAAGACAAUAUGUAACAAGGAAUUCGUUUGCUAUAUGGGUGAAUGUACGGGUAGUAUUUGUUUAGCCUAUGGUCUGGAAUCGUGUCAAUGUAUUCCGGGGCCCAAAGAUGACAAGAUCAAAUCAUGUGAAUUGUGCUGUAAGCUGCCUGGGGAGGAUAAUCCAUGUCGCAGUUCCUUUGAAUGGAAUGAACCACCAUUUGAUGUACCCGAUAUGUAUGCCAAACCUGGAACACCCUGUAAUGAUUAUAAUGGUUACUGUGAUGUGUUCCAAAAAUGUCGUGAAGUUGAUCCUUCUGGUCCUUUGGCAACAUUGCGCAAAUUGUUGCUGUCCGAGGAGAGCAUUGCCACAUUCAAGAAGUGGAUACAACACAAUUGGUAUACCGUCGCCCUGGCCGUUGUUGGCGUAUUUGUGCUGUUGAUCCUGAGCACGAAACUUCUAACGAAACGAUCAAAUCUAAAACUGAAGUCGGUAACAAUAAUACACAGCGCCACCACCGAAACCGUCCGACUGCCAGACGACAACAACGGCGUUAUCGUUCACACGGCCGUGCGAACAAAGGUGCCGUUCAAAAAGAAAGUCAGAGGCGAGCGAGCAGCAGCCAAUGGUAAGAAAACAUCAGCAGCAGCAGCAACAACAACGCAGACAGCAGCAGCAGGCGGUGGUGGGGUAACAAAGGCAAGUAAGGUCAUCAAUAAAAACUCCCAUUCCCAUGGACGCAUCACCAAAGUGGCGGCAGCAGCAACGGCGGCAACCACCAGCUCAGCAGCAGCCGGAGCCACUGCUGUUGUAACAACAACAUCGACGACACCGGGUGAAGGCAAGAAACCACCGCGCGGCAAAAAGAAUCGCAUUUCCGGCAGUCAAAGUAAAACCGCUCAAAAUGUCAUCAAUGCUGUGGUCAAUGCCGAAAAGGCGGCCAAUGCGGCGGAAAAUCUCAAGAAAUCAAAGAAAAAGAAACACAGCAAAGAAAUCAUUGAUUAUUCCACACGCAACACAGGUGGCCUGGGUUCGGCCAAUAAUCACACCAACACUUUUGGCAAGGUACAAAAAUGGUUGCUGGAAUCCCCCAUUGUGGCCCAGCCACUAUCCCACAUUGAACACUCUUCGAAGGUUAAGAAUGUUAUGAGUAAAUCUCAGAGUACCCCUGAAAGAUUGGUCCAGAAGACACCCACCAAGAGUAAGAGCAUGGGUAAUUUGUCCAAUGAAAAGGUCAAGCUGCAAGUGGUCUACAAGCCACCUUUCAAAUUUGCCCUACGCCUCUCGAAGAACACCAAAGUCAAGACCCAUGUCAUUGGCAAUCCGGCGAAUACGAAAUUUAAACGGCAUUCGCGUAGCGACAACAAAAGGGCCAGCGGUAGUCAUCAAAUGGAUGGUGGAGGCAAUACUGGAGGUAGUGGUAGUGGUGGGGCUGCCAGAUCUCUGGGAGAAAAAACUAAACGGGCCGCUCUUUUGCUGCGCUCCAACAAUGAUGAGGACAAUCAAAUUUUAACCCUAAAUGAACCCAAUUAUGAAACCUUAAACCCCAAAACCGCUCCAUCACGUGUGGAGAAUCCCUUCUAUGAAAAUCUCAAAUUCAUACAGACCAACGAGAAGCGCCUGAGCGAUCCAGCUGUAAAUGCUGCUGGCGAAAAAUCGAACAGCACAAGUGCCGCCUCCAGCAUGGUCAAGCGUUCGUCGAGCAAAUCAAAUCUGGACAACCAACCCUCCACUUCACAGACCCAACAUUUCCAGAGAUCAUCCAGUUCCAGUAAUCCCUUUGCCGUAGACCAGCAGCGUUCAUCGCGCAAGCUCAGCGACAGCAAUGCUGAUAAUCUGAGUCGCAAUUUUGGCAGCACUCAAAAUCUCAUAAAUAAUAGUCAGAAUAAUCUAAGCAAAACCAAGAAACGCAGUAGUCUUAAUCUCAAGUCUAGUGUGGCCAAGAAUGGCAAAGAUCCACCACCUGGCCUGCAGCCGGCCAAGCGCAGUAACUCCAACAUGAAUCUGCGGAGAGAAUCCACGGAUAAUUCCAAGCUCACACAAGUGGGCAGCAAAAGUGGACUGAGUGUGCCAGCCGCGCAGGGUCACGGUCCUGUGCCGCUGAGACGCAGCAUAAGCUCCACACCAGCCCACCAAUCCGAUCAAAUGCCGGGCAAUGUCUUGGCCAAAUCUUCUUCCUCCUCGUCCACACCGGCUGCAUGCUUAGCUGGCAGUAACACAUCGCAGCAACUGCCAUCAUAUAAUGCUCAACGUGCGUCGCGAGCUAGUUUUAGUAACAUACCCAGAGCUAGUCUUAGUUUGCUUAAUACGGCGGCGGCAGCAGCAAAUGCAGCCUCUAUAGCAUCCUCCAGCUGUUCGUCGGCUGGCGGCAGUGUGGGUAGCAGUAAUUCUCCGGCCAAUCUUAACAAUAGUUUUAAUUUUAAUCCAGCCAUAGUAACACAAGCCGAGCACAGGCGCAGCCGCACAAGCUUGCCACCACCACCGCUAAUCAGUGCCCCCCUACCGCCCGGGCAGCAACGUUCGAAUUCGAUAAGACAGCAUACUCACAACUAUCAUCCACCACCACUGCCUGCUGCGGCCUCAGCAUCCACUUCCAAGUCAUCAUCCUCCUCCUCCGCCAGUUCUGCAAACAACAACAACACCAGCCACCACAAUUCGAAAAUGCAUGCCACAGAAUUGACAUCAGAUUUGGAGGUAAUGGUCUCCGACAUAGAAACCCUGGUUAGUUAGUCAAAAAUCCAUGGAGUUCGUCAGAAGAUGCGUUCGCUAAAGGAUCGCAUGAAUACGUAUCUGCAAGACGGACACUAAAAAAAAAGUAUUAAAAUGUAACAGCAAUCUGAAGGCUGCUAUACACGUAAUGUUAGCGUCAUAUGUAAAAGAACGUUUUAUACAUUUAUAUUAAGCAUAUUUAUAGCAUACUUUAAGGCGCCUCACACAAUUUGUAUUCUGAAAGGAAACUCAUUAUAGUAUAGCAAAUAUGAAUACAUUCAGAGGAUAACUGCAAUAUAAAUAUGAUAGAUCAAUAUUACAUAGCAUUGUACAAAAUAUAUCCUAAAAAGGGUAGCGUUCGAUUAAGUUAAAAAAAUUGUUGAGAAAGAAUUAAUUUCCAUAUGACUCUAACAAGACGUGGAAACUGGCCUUAAACAAAACUACAUAUAACAUAAAACUUUGAUAUGGUCUUUUUCGAGUCAUUUUUUCUACAACAGACAGAAAAUGCCGCCUCACUGCCCUCGUUUUCUAUUUUUGUUUUUCGGUUUCCAAAUUCUUUGGUUUUUCAUUUUCCUUUAAGGCCGUCAACUGAAAAUCAAAUGGAUUAACAAAAUGAUAUUAAAACAACAAAAGUAAUACUAACAGUCCACAGAUAUACAUAGAUAUAAAUUUGGAUACAUUUAAAAAUCUGUGGAAAAUUUUAUAACAAAACAAAAACUAACAAACAAAUGGAAGACUUCCCCGUAAUCCAUCCAUUACCAUACAUAUCUGAAGAUAAUUUUUGGAAAUUUAUGUACGUACAUACAUAUUUAUUGCCAUGUUAAGAUGAUGUUGGAAAAAAUGUUUUUAUUAAAGGACAUAUUUUUGAUAUGAGGAUACGGGGAUAACAAAAUUCCCAAUUUGAAAAAAAAAUUGAGUCUAAAGGUUCGAAGGGUUAAAUAACUCACAAAUUAUUUUGUCAGGACAGCCAGGCAGGGACAGAUAAAAGGAAACACCUCCAAUUUUCACUGAGCAUUUAUUUUCGGUGAUUAAAAGGAGAGACUUUUAGGUGGUCUUAAGGAAACGGAACGGAGUACUUUUAAUGAGCUCUAAACUCUGAAUAAAAUAACUGAUCUGCUGAGAGAAAAAAAAAACUUUUUUGUAUUUCCAGUUUUACUUUUUAAGAUCAAACUGGCAAUGCCCGCAAAUUCGACUACAACAAAAAGUCCAGAUAGAUUCGCUCCAAAUGUUCGUGUUAGGCCUUACUCAAAAUGCACAAUUUGUUCAGUUUGGCAAAUUUUUUUAAUAAAAACUUCAUAAAUUGAGCUUAAUUUUCAGACUUUCAAUUUAUUUCUUUUUCUCGGAAAGCAAAUUUGGAAAAUUUUUACCGUUUACACCAAAAAGUCUUCAAAAUCUUUCAUUUUGAAGUUCACCGAGGAGGAUACUAAUAAACCAUUGCACAAUGGAACCACAUUUAAUUUUUCUUUUCAAAGCUAUUUCAACGUCUCCUUAUCAAAUUCCAAUAUCCAAUUUUAUAAUUUUAGCUCUAUUCCAUCAUCUAAUACCAAAAUUAGUAACAUUGUGUAGGCACUUCUCUCCAUCCGAAAAAUCAAAAAUCAUCCAAAAUAAAUACCAUUUAGUAAUUUUCGAACAAAUUUUGUAUGCACUUACAAAUCCACCACCAGAUCCUAAGCUCAGUUCCAUACAGUAACCUUAAUAUCAAAUUCCAGGAUUUCAGCUCUGUUAUUUUCCCCAUUACAAAACUUAGUAACAUUUAGUACGCAUAUCCAAAACCCAUUUCUUCUCUCAAGCACAGACUCCAGCAGUCACAUUUAUAUCAAAUUUCAGGAUUCCACAUCUAUCCCUUUACCAAUAGCAGAUUUGGUACUAUUUAGUACUUUUCACAUUUCAAAAAGCAACUCCAUAUCUCAAUACCAGAAACCAACAGAGACCUCAAUAUCAAAUUUCGCGGUUCCAGCUCCAUUCCUCCACCCAAUGGCCAAUUUGGUACCACAUUUAUAAAACCACCUCCAUAUCUUAACGCCAACAACGAAAUCUUACCAUAUUUCGGGAUUCCAAAUAUUUCCUUCACCCAACACCAAAUUUAGUACCAUUCAGUACUUUUCGUACAAUUAUGGCACACAUUUCCAAAACCACCUCAAUAUCUCAAUCUCAGAUACCAACAGACACCUCAAUAUCAAUUUUCAGAACUUUAUCUAUAUCACUUCCAAAUUUGGUACUAUUUAGUACUUUUCGUACAUUUACAGUACACAUUUCCAAAACCAACACCUCAAUAUCAAAUUUGAGGACUCCUUCACCCAAAGCCAAAAUGUUGUACCAUUUAGUACUUUUCGUACAUUUAUAGUACACAUUUCUAAAACCAUAUGCAAAUUUCAGGAUCCCAGCCUAUCCCUUCACCCAAGACCAAAAUUAGUACCAAUUAGUACUUUUCUUACAAAUAUAGGACGCAUUUCCAAACCCACCUUCUAAUCUCAACCUCAGAUACCACCAGUAAUCUAAAUAUCAAAUUUCAGAAUUUUAUCUCUAUCCCUUCAUCCAAUAUCAGAUUAAAUACUAUUUUGUACUUUUCGUACAAUUAUAAUGCACGUUUCCAAAACCACCUCCAUAUGACCAGGCAACACAUGAACAGCGACCAUAGUACCAAGUUUCAGAUUUCAAGCACUAUCUGUCCACCCAAUACCAAAAUGUACCAAAUAUGGUACUACUUAGUACAUUUCUUUGUCUUGGCAAGACUACCUCUUAUCACAAACCUACCACGAAUUUCGAAAUUCCAACUUUUAAAACUAAGUGCUUAAAAUUUAAUACCAUUUAGUACAAUUCGCAGACAUAGCACUCAUUUUGAAAAACUCCUCUCUUUCACAAACCGUAGUGGUGGAUAGGCGGGGAGCCCAAUAAAAAAAUUCCAGCUUUAUCCGUUCACCCUAAAACUUAAUUAUUCCAAAUUUAGUACCAUUUUGGACAAUUCGCACACUUAGUACACAUUUCGUAUAAUCACCUUCAUAACUAUAUUAAACUUGUUUGUCAAACCCUAAUUCUCAUACCAAACUUCAAUUUUUUAGUUCUAUCAGUUCACAUAGUACCAAAUUCAAAUUCAGUUCCAUUUUAGAACUUUUCAUAAGCUUAAAGUAAGAAUUUCCAAAAAAUAUCCUGCAAAAUCCAAAUACAAAUCUGUCCUGCCUUUCAUCAGUGACUCUUAUUCUAAAUUUUAGAAUUAUGGCUCAUUUCGUUUGUCCAAUAAAAAGUAUUAAAUUUUUAGUCAAUUUCAGUUCUUUCCGUACCCUUUAGUACAAAUUUCCAAAAACCCAGCCUUAUCGCACGCCUAUUAGGCUCCCUGUCUAUCUACCACCAAGUUUGUAAUGGUACUACAUUUAGAACAGUUUGGUUUAGAGUGAACGGAUGGAUCUGGAAUUUUAUAUUGGGGUCUCUGUAAGUGGUAGGUAUGUAAUAAUAUGUAGUUUUGGAAAUGUGUACUACAAAUGCACGAGAAGUACUAAAUGCUCUCCCAGUCACCGGUUAUGAUCAUAAAUUUCUAUUUCGAAACAUUGAUUUUGGUUCCACUGGAUUUAGGUCCACAUUUCUUACAAUUUGGUAUAGGGUUCAUGUGCAGCCUAGACAUUUGGAAGUGGUUUCGGAAAUUUGUACUAUAAUAACGAAAAGUACUGAAUGAUACUAUAUUUGAAAGGAAUACAAUACUAAAAGGAUACAAUUCGGAAAUUUCAUAUUUAGAUCACUGAUAGUAUCUGUGUUUCAAAUUUGGCGGUAGUUUGAAAAUGCGUCCUAUAUUUGUACAAAAAGUACUAAAUGGUACUAAAUUCAAUUUCAAGAUCUAGCCUCAGCCGUUUCGCCUGCUCGUAGAUUCUCGGUCAGUCAUUCAAUUAUUGCAAAGAGUCCUCUUUCCUUACAUUGGAUGUUUCUAAAUCGGCAUCUACUUACUUUUUUUUGGCGAUUUUUAAACAAAUUUCCUACAAAACGGUUUGUUUUAUACAAUUUUAAUAAAUCUUCUUGUUUAAAAGAAAUGCGACAACAUCUCUUUAACAAUGCGCCUAAAAGUAUGCUUUAAAAACGGCCCAAACGUAUGGAAACAUUCCCUCAUCAUCUAACAUGGCAAUAGCAAAACCAAUAAAACAAAUCUUGCCUUAAAUUUGUAAGAUAAAAUCGAACAAUUUUCGGUCUACUCAACAGCAUAACAAUUUAGGAAAUAUGUAUGAAAAUAAAAUUGCUGAUAUUUGAAAAUAUCUUGUACACAAAAACAAAACCCCUCUCCUCAGCACCAACAUUUUGAAAGAAAAAGUAAAAGUCUUCAAAAACUAUUUUGUGAUCGUAGUUUAUUUAUAAUAAAUUUAUUUUUUAAAAAAUCAAGCAGAAAUCUAAAUUGAACAAUAAUUAAAGAAAUUAAAAAAACAAGUCUUAUAACAAUUAUAAGCAACAACAACACGUUUGGACAUUAAACAAACACACAAAACUAUUGUAAAAAAUGAUGUAAAUUUUUAUGUUAUAAAUACAUUGCAAUUGUAAUAAAACGAAUAACAAAACUGAUAUAAUUUUAUAAUAGAAAAACAACUACAACUACAUUAUAAUAUAAAUAUUAAAUAAUAACUGUGUAAAAACUAACCGUAAAUAUUAUAUAUAUAAAUAAACAAAAACAAUUAAUAUUUUUAAGGCAACUCAAGCAAAAAGGCAAUUGAAGUCUUCUUCAUUUGGAUAUGCAAAGGAAAAAAAUAUAUACAUAAUUGUCAGCAAAAUAUUGGUAGUUAAAUAAAAAACCCCAACAACAAAAACUAGACAACAAAUAAUUAUGUGUAAAGUAUAUUUUUUGCCAACUAUUAUUUUUUAAUUUGAUUUCUUAACCUUACUUUUGUCCCAGUUUUUAAUUUGUAUUAAUACCACUAAUAAUAUUAAUAAUAGUUAAGUAAUUAAUUAAUUAAUUAACAAUGAAACGUAAGCUUAAAUUCAAUAACACCUAAACAACAACAACAACAAAAUAACAAUCGAAUAAAUUAAAAACAAAAAUCAUACAAAUAAAAAACCACUAUGAAUAAAAAAUAUGAAACAAAAAAAUAAAAACGUUUUAAAAUGUCUUAUGUGUCAAUUAAUGUAUAAAUUGUGUAAAAUAAAACAAAACAAAAGCAAACAAAAAUGAUAAUCAUACAUGAAUGAAAACAAACAAAAAAAAACAUGAAUAAAUAAAAAACAACACAAAAAUCUGAUAAUUAAUU
Musca domestica (house fly) is the source of this 10259-nucleotide messenger RNA. RefSeq lists its product as uncharacterized. NCBI's taxonomy places the organism in Eukaryota, Metazoa, Arthropoda, Insecta, Diptera, Muscidae. Gene Ontology annotation, cellular component: plasma membrane. Gene Ontology annotation, biological process: membrane protein ectodomain proteolysis; Notch signaling pathway. The record is from RefSeq and is a predicted model, not a curated record. Gene Ontology annotation, molecular function: metalloendopeptidase activity. The transcript is spliced from 10 exons. The coding region runs from base 1 to 5064 and encodes 1687 amino acids.